Molecule: messenger RNA, 1162 nt
Organism: Somion occarium
Lineage: Eukaryota; Fungi; Basidiomycota; Agaricomycetes; Polyporales; Cerrenaceae
Source: the annotation of a GenBank genome assembly
AUGCCUUGGCCUGGUGAACCUGUCAGCCAGGUCCAUCCGUUCAUGGCCACUAAUCGUCCAUUGCCAUUUGGAAAUGCCAAAGUUUAUCCUGACAUCCGUAUAAAUACCGCAAGGAUGCAAGGACGAAACAUCCUCAGUGGUCAUUACCCGUUCAACCAGUUUCUUCUACCUGCAAUGCCCCGCAUUCCAUUGAAUUGUCAGAGAACUCCAAGUCAGUCACGUAGUGCCGACUACCAACUCACCCUCGAAAAUGCCAAUGAUCAGCUGGAGAUUGGAGUACCUGGUCGAAUCGGUUGCAAGACUUGCGAACAGACCGGAUGUGUUCACGAAUGUGUCCCAGCGUCGCCAGGAUUGGAGCCUCGGCUCUCCUUAUUUUCUGUAAAGCGAGACCCAAGGACGUUCAAACGACACAUUGACAGUGCUUAUCAUAAAGACAACGUGAACCGCCUCUUGGGUUUGAGUGGGAAUCAGCUCGUCAAGGUCAUGAAACGACUGUGUCCGCACUGUGGAAAAGGGAUCAAUUCGCGCAGUGACGUUUAUGCCAGCCAUGUCAAGAAGUGUCGACAGAAGUCAUUGACAAUAGCGACUCGCCGACCUGACAUUCCGCAAUUGCCAUUAAAUUUGAACACCCCUUCGCCUGCUCUGGCUAAUCAACCCUACACUGGGGUCUAUGCUUCUCCUUCCUACCACAGCGAUCCUGCUGCUUUCCACGGUCAAACUGUGCCAGCCCCUAUGGUAGGCACAGUCAGCGAAGUAACGGACCAACAGGCGGCUAUAGGCUUAUCGUACGCCGCGUUCCUCUCGGGUCAGAUGGCUGUCCCUCAGUCGUCUACCUAUUCUGUGGCCCAGGACUGGCCACCAGAAUGGCCAUCAAACGAAUAUUGGAUGAUGGAUCCUCAGAGCGCAGGCAUGAAUGAUAACACCAACGUUCCGCAAGAUGCGGACGGGAAUGGCGAUUAUUGCGAAGACUCCAUCUCCGAUGACGAGUUCAUCGACGAGCUUGUCUGAGUGCAGUGCUGAUUUUUUAUGUGAUUGAAUCGUGUCUGCGUCCAGUAUCUCUGAUCGUUCGUGAGUGUUUUCGAAGCUGUAUUUUUGUAUAGUCCGCCCAUUAUUGCUACUCCAUUAUAAAGAUGCACCGGUUGCAUCUGUGUUAUAUGUUCAU